This is a messenger RNA of Bubalus bubalis (water buffalo), 2111 nucleotides long. It is a transcript of the gene STX11, whose product is annotated as syntaxin 11. The coding region runs from base 275 to 1207 and encodes 310 amino acids. The record is from RefSeq and is a predicted model, not a curated record. Gene Ontology annotation, cellular component: endomembrane system; plasma membrane; SNARE complex. The transcript has 3 exons. Gene Ontology annotation, biological process: synaptic vesicle fusion to presynaptic active zone membrane; intracellular protein transport; exocytosis. Gene Ontology annotation, molecular function: SNARE binding; SNAP receptor activity. NCBI's taxonomy places the organism in Eukaryota, Metazoa, Chordata, Mammalia, Artiodactyla, Bovidae.
UCAACACCCAGUACUGGUGACACAAGACCAUGUCAGCUGCUAGAAAGGAUUCCUGCUCACACUGGGACACAUAAGGAAGGUGAGGAGCUGUGCACCUGAGAGGACCAUCUGUCAGCUUCUCCAUGGUCUCCUCAACAAUCUCAUCAUUCCAAGCAGGAUCACAAAGGAACGCUGGUUGUGGUCUAUGAACUCACAGAAAUUAUAAACCACCUUUGAUGAAGGAAUCCAUCCAUUUGAAGUGUGUGUUAAAGGGAAAAAUAAGACAAAGAAAGACAUGGAGCUGCCGCAAGGGGAUGAAAUGGAUGACGAGGAAAAAAAGACCAUGUCUCAACCACAAAGCAAAAUGAAGGACCGACUAGGAGAACUCCUGGAGUUAACCAAGCAGUUUGACCAGCAGUUCCCAGACGACGACGACGAUUUUGACUCGCCUCACGAGGACAUCGUGUUCGAGACCGACCACAUCCUGGAAUCCUUGUACCGAGACAUCCAAGACCUUCAGGAGGAAAACCAGCACCUGAUUGCCGACGUGAGGCGGCUGGGAAAGCAGAACACCCGCUUCCUCACGUCCAUGCGGCGCCUCAGCAGCAUCAAGCGGGACACCAACUCGAUCGGCAAGGACAUCAAGGCCCGGGGCGAGAGCAUUAACCGCAAGCUGGGCGCCAUGAAGGCGCUGAGCGAGCAGGCGGAAGUCCAGCACGGCGCGCACUCGGCCGUGGCGCGCAUCGCGCGUGCACAGUACAGCGCGCUCACCUGCAUCUUCCAGGCCGCCAUGCACGAGUACAACUGCGCCGAGAUGAAGCAACGCGAGAACUGCAAGAUCCGCAUCCAGCGCCAGCUGGAGAUCAUGGGCAAGGACGUGUCGGGCGACGAGAUCGAGGACAUGUUCGAACAGGGCAAGUGGGACGUGUUCUCCGAGAACCUGCUGGCCGACGUGAAGGGCGCACGGGCGGCUCUCAACGAGAUCGAGAGCCGCCACCGGGAACUGCUGCAGUUGGAGGGCCGCAUCCGCGACCUGCACGAUCUCUUUCUGCAGAUGGCCCUGCUCGUGGAGCAGCAGGCGGAGACCCUGGAUGUCAUCGAGUUCAACGUGCAGAAGACCGUCGAAUACACCGGGCAGGCCAAGGUGCAGGUGCGCAAGGCUGUGCAGUACAAGAAGAAGAACCCCUGCCGGACAAUCUGCUGUUUCUGCUGCCCCUGCCUCAACUAGCAAGUGGCCCCGGGCCGCCACACCUCCAUCCCCGAGCGGGAUGGACGAGGAAGCACUCUGGGGGUAGAUUUUGAGGCCAUCUGUCCUGGGGUGAGUUGCGCUAAUCACUAUGGACCUGAGCCCUUAGAGAAAGGAAAAAAAGGAAAAACACGAGGUACAAGAAUUCCAGCCCAGCUCGUACUUGGAACAAGGGUGGAUCCCACCUGCUGAUUCUUCAGUCACGACAGAUGCCAGCUGAAGUUUUCUGAGGUCGUUUAAAGGGCACAUAGCACCCUUGCCUCUUAAAGGAAGCCACAUAAGGAACUGACGUUGUGACUUAACUCUACGGUAGAUGUCCAAGGCAUGUUUGUACAUGAACUUCUAGCCGGAAGUCAAUUCUGGAUCGGCUCACAGUAUGAACUUGUCAUCAAAAUUCCAGUUCGUUUAUCUUAUCCUGAAAGUACCUCGGUUCUGUUCCUUUUCGAGUGAAACUGACCUUGGGAAAAACUGCACAUCUUCCAUUUCUGAGUCUUCCUCUGGUUUAUGCUGUGCUAUCCCCAUCUGAAUGUAUAUCUUCCCCAUCUGAAUGUAUAUCUUCUGCUCAUGUCCUCUACUUACUAAAAUCACAGUUAACACUUAUUAUUUCCUUACCUCUUUACUUUCAGUAUCUUCCAUCAGAAUACAUUAUGGGAUUUUUUUCCCCCCAAAGUUUUUUGAGCACUCAAUAUUGAACAAGCACUCAAAUUGAAGUAUGUAUAUCACAUUAUAUAUAUUUUUCAUAAAAAUAAUUUAAAAUUUAUUUUUACUUGAUAAUUAUGAAUACACUUAUAUGUAAAUGUAAAGUGCCAAUAUUUACUAAUGUAUGUACAUAAUGACCAGUUGGUUUAGCUUUACCUUUGUAAAUAUAUAAAUAUCAAGAAAAACA